Nematolebias whitei (Rio pearlfish) is the source of this 1062-nucleotide messenger RNA. RefSeq names its product mitochondrial ribosomal protein L45 (gene mrpl45). The record is from RefSeq and is a predicted model, not a curated record. Gene Ontology annotation, cellular component: mitochondrion. NCBI's taxonomy places the organism in Eukaryota, Metazoa, Chordata, Actinopteri, Cyprinodontiformes, Rivulidae. The transcript is spliced from 8 exons. Bases 15 to 953 code for a protein of 312 amino acids.
CAUUUUUCAGCAAGAUGGCGGCGUCCAUGAGUAGGGCGUUUAUGUCCCUUCGCAAAGUAACAUGCUGCAGUUUGAAGAAUACUGAGAUGCCUUUGGACGUGAGACAUCCUGCCCCACUCUUCCUGCCAGUGCGAACCAGGAGGAAGCACUUUGUUCCUCCUGCAGCGGAGAAACCGGAGAAAAACCCAGAACUUCAGGCUCGAGCGGCGGGGCUCGUCAUACGGCAGCAGUACAUGGAGAGGACCAUUAAUAUUUCCUGCACGUCGGGAGUCUUUGACCCUUACAUCCCCCCAGAAGGAGACUCUCGUCUUUCCACCCUGUCUAAAGAAGGCCUGAAACAACGAGCUGAGCAGAUACGACAGAGCGCCACCUCACAGCUCGCGAUUCGCAAAAUCAAAGAGCACGACGCUCAGUUCACAACAAAGACUUUUGCAGUACAAGCUCAAGAAAUCUUCAUUGAGGCGCACAACUCCCUGACACAAUUUGACAAGGACAAGCUUCACGCCCUGGUUACAGAGAGGUGUUAUCCUGAGAUGACGAGGGGCAACCGUUACAAGACGAUCCGCUGGACGUUUGUUGAGUCUCUGGAACCGCCCAGGGUGGUUCACGCUCGCUGCCCCGGCAUGGUCACCAAAGACAACCUGUAUGGGCAGGUGACCGUCCGCAUGCACUCUAAACAGACUCUGGCCAUCUAUGAUCGCUUUGGGAGGCUGAUGCUGGGUAGUGAGGAGCAACCAAAGGAUGUCUUGGAGUACUUGGUCAUAGAGAAGCACCUGCUCAACCCCUACGGUCGGUGGAGGUUGCACGGGAAAAUUGUGCCAUCCUGGGCACCGGCCAAAGACCCGAUUAUUAAGACGGUGGCCAUUCCUGGUCCAAAGCUGAAGCCAUGGGAGGAGUUUGAAUCCCUCAACUAUGAAGUUCCCAAACCGGCCGCUGUUCAGUGGAAUAAGUAGGUCACCAGGGGACAGUGCCCGUUUCUUUAAACCCCAGCUGGACGUUUGGCCGAGGAUCCAAGCUGCUUUUAGCUGUUGCAAGAAGUCCUGUGGCGUUUGAGAGCCUCAG